GUCGAGCAGGCAAGAGAGCCUCCUUCGUGUUGGGGGUGUGUCGCCAAAGGCGUCUCCGAAGGGGCGAGUCCCUAGGUCAGCUCCGCCCGCUCCAGACGCGGAAGUGGCGGCCUCUGGGGCAGCAGGAGCCGAAGCGGGACACGGGGGACCAUGGCGCCGGCUGGACUGAAGGCGGUCGUGGGAGAGAAGAUCCUAAAUGAUGUCAUACUCAGCAUGAAGAAAGAAGGUGAAUGGAAGGUACUCAUUAUGGAUCAAGCAAGCACGCGCAUUCUCUCAUCCUGUUUUAAGAUGUCGGACCUUCUGGCCGAAGGAAUCACAAUUAUCGAAGAUAUUAACAAGCGCCGAGAGCCCCUCCCCAGCCUGGAAGCAAUCUAUUUGAUCAGCCCCAUUGAGACGUCAGUCCAUGCUCUGAUCAAUGACUUCAAAGCGACUCCCACAUUUUCAUACAAGGCCGCCCACGUCUUCUUCACUGACACCUGCCCUGAGAACCUCUUUAAUGAGCUUGGCAAGUCCCGAAUCACCAAAGCCAUCAAAACACUCAAGGAAAUCCAUGUUGCCUUCCUUCCCUAUGAGUCACAGGUGUACUCCCUGGACAAUCCCCAGAGCUUCCAUCAUCUCUUUAGCCCAUACUGCAGGGAAGAUAAGAACAACCACUUGGAGAGGAUGGCAGAGCAGAUUGCCACGUUGUGUGACACCCUCAAGGAGUACCCCUCCAUUCGCUAUAGGAACGGCUCCGAAGACUGCUGUCUGUUGGCCCAUGCAGUACUGGCAAAGCUGAAUGCUUUCAAAGCAGACAACCCGACCAUGGGAGAGGGCCCUGACAAAUCUCGCUCUCAGCUUCUGAUUGUGGACCGGAGCUAUGACCUGGUAUCCCCACUUCUGCAUGAGCUCACCUUCCAGGCUAUGGCCUACGACCUACUCACUGUUGAGAACGACACAUAUAGGUACGAAGCUACAGGCAUCAGUGACUCACGUGAAAAAGUGGUACUGCUGGAUGAGGAUGACGACCUGUGGGUGCAGCUACGUCACAUGCACAUAGCUGAUGUGUCCAAGAAAGUGACUGAGCUCCUGCGUACCUUCUGUGAGAGCAAGAGACUUACUACAGACAAGGCCAACAUCAAGGACCUAUCUCAGAUCUUGAAGAAGAUGCCCCAGUACCAGAAAGAGCUGCACAAGUAUUCCACACAUCUGCACCUGGCUGAAGACUGUAUGAAUCACUUCAAGGGCACAGUGGAGAAGCUGUGUGGUGUUGAGCAGGACCUAGCCACAGGCAUGGAUGUUGAAGGGGAGAAAGUCAAAAACCCUAUGAAGACUAUUGUACCCACAGUCCUGGAUCCCAAUGUGCAGCCCUUCGAUAAGAUCCGCAUCAUCCUGCUCUGCAUCUUCCUCCAGAAUGGCAUCAAUGAAGAGAACCUUACCAAGCUCAUCCAGCACGCCAACAUACAGCAGGAGAGAGAGACUCUCUACAACAUGCACUGUCUGGGGGCCGCCAUCAUGCCAGAGGACACUGGUGGGCAUCUGAAACCUGUGAGGAAAGUCCGACUAGAGUCAACCUACCAGCUCUCCCGAUGGAGUCCUGUCCUUAAGGACAUCAUGGAGGAUACCAUCGAGGACAAGCUGGACAAGAAACUGUGGCCCUAUGUAUCUUGCCCGACUCCAGCCCCCUGCUCACAAGCUGCUGUGAGUGCCCGCUUUGGUCAUUGGCACAAGACCAAAACAGCAACUGAGUACCGGACAGGACCCCGUCUCAUCAUCUAUGUGUUGGGCGGAGUCACCAUGUCAGAGAUGCGCUGUGCCUAUGAGGUUACAGAGGCCACUGAUGGGAAGUGGGAGGUGCUGAUUGGCUCAUCCCACAUCCUGACUCCCAAGCAGUUCCUAGAAGAUGUACGCAAUCUGACUGAGCAGACUCCAUUGAAAUCCUAAGAUCACUCCUCACCCUUAAGAAACUUUCUGAUAACAAUUCUAUUUAUCAACCACAAAGUUUUUCUCAACAGGAUGUCCUCUCACACAAAAAUGACUCUGCUAGUUCCUGUUGGCCCUCAGCAUAGCCUCUCCUUCUGCCAGCUUUUAUGAAGGAGCCUGCCACUGGAGGACAUGGUCUAAUAUCCAGGGCAAAGACAAGAGCCCAGCCACCUGUAUUGAACUCUUUAUCUCUUAUUGAGAUACGGUUUCUGGUUGCACUUUAUUUUCUGUUUCCCUCUUUUUCUUGCCUUCUCCCUGGGAGAGGAGUGGCAGCAAUCUUGAUGCUCUACCAUUUCCUCUCUCCAUCUACCUGUGCAGUUAUUUGCUCCCUUAAGUGGGAUUUCUAGGGGGAAAGCUCUUCUGACAUCUACAUACACAUCCUUGCAACUAUCUGAACUUCACCAAGGUCCUCAUUCUUUCUUUGUCUCAAGGACAUUUUUUAAAAUGAAGUUUACAUAUAUAUUUGGGACCAUUUAUCCACAAUUCUUUUCAGAAAAAGCAUGGAUCAGUAGCAGCAGUAGCCAUCACUAGAUUCUUACCAUUGCAGACCUAACAGUUGUGCUGACAAACUUGUACAAAAUAAGGGUUGUGUUGCUUCUUUAGAAAGUCCAGUUAAGACCUCUGUACAGAAAGUGGUAUGUACUUCUUGCAUCUCAAGAAUCCCAUCUCUGCUAAAGAAUUCUAGUCCCCUGUAAAAUAAAAUGUGAAAAUUAAGAUUGCAUGUACAAUCUGUUCUGCAAACCAAAUUUUAACUUUGGCAGUGGUAAAAAGUCAGCAGCUGUGAUGAUGUAUCCCAAGAUGUGGGGUGGGAAUUAGCAUGUGAAGGAGAAAUUUUCUUUCCCUCUGAUGUGGAGAACCUUUUGACAGGUGGUGGGGACAUACAAUUUCCUCGUCUGCAUUUUGCAAUGAUAUAUUUGGAGAAGGAUUGUACCACAUGAUUGUCUAAAUCCUAUAGUUCAGCUUCUAGUGUUAUGAAACAGCUAACAUCCAGACUGGCUGCACUAGUGCUACAAGGGAAAAACAAUUUCUCCCAAUCUCCCCUUCCCUCUGAAGCCCAUUGUGCCUCCCAAAAAUAUAUCCCUGAGGACUGUGUGAGACUCAGGGACAUAUUUUGGAGAGGUACAAUGUGUUUACGCUGGGAAUGUUGAACAGUUCAGAGGUGUUUUUCCCCAUUCUAAUGUUAUAAAUGGGCUCUUCUGACAGUAGGUGCAAGCAGUUCCUCAUGCUGUCUCAACUGAGGAAGAGUAUUUUAAGUUUAUGGAAAUGAUGCUCUAGAUCAGACCUGCUAAACUUUGGCCCUCCUACAGAUGUUGGCCUACAACUCCCAUAAUCCCUGGCUAUUGGCUACAGUGGCUGGGAAUUAUGGGAGUUGUAGUCCAAAAACAGCUGGGGGGCCUAAGUUGAGCAGCCUGCUCUAGAUGGUCUCUCGUAUAUGCAACCUCAACAUAGAGGGCAAUUUAAUCUCUCUAGCACAAAAAAUACCAAAUUUAACUCUCAAAAGGCUUAGUAUUGCAGCAAUAAUCACUGCAUUCUUCCGGUAAAUUCUAUCCCCCCAAAUAAGAGAGACAAAAAUAUAACUUUCAAAAUCCAUCUGGUCAAAGAACAUCAUAAAGUCAUACAUAGAAGUGCACUUUCCUAGAACGCAAAAUCAAAUGCAUAUUCCACACAAGCACUUAAUCCAAACAAUUUCCUCAAAAGAAAUGAUGUAAAACUCCAUGACACUCCAUGUUCAUAAACAGGUGUGUGAGAUCACCAUAACUUUUAGAAAAUCAUUCCAAAAGUUACUUUUGCAGAGGUACUUGAGACUGAUGCAAAUUGUGGAGUCACUGGCUAAUUAAAUGUGGAAGUAUUUGUCUGCUGCCGGCCAUCCUUUCACCUGUUUCUGACUCCACGAGCUGAUUAUAACCAAGCCAGGAACUGUACAACUCAAGCACCCCACUGUUGUCAUUCGUUGCAUGGAUGACUUUGCUUCUGUGCGGAAUAUAUGUAUACCUGCUGUUGAUGUCAUGGCGGUAGGCCAUGUGCAGCAGCUUCCUACCUUUUGCGGGAACAUCUGCUUCCACUGGGGUGCUUAAACUUUGUCACAGACUCAUGUGGCCUUCAUUUUUUAUUUCCAUUAAUCUCCCUCCUUCAUGUAAAGUGAGAGCAGCGCCAUUUUGUUUUCAGCAUAGUUUGAAGUUAGGAAACUCUAGGAAGAAGUUCCUGAACUAUGACUGGAGGCAUUGGAGGGUCGCUCUACACUUUAUGCAGCAAACACAAUUGCUGCAUGUAGACCAGUGUUACACUGAUGUUUUCUCAAGCAAACAUUUAAAAUAUACAUGCAUAUAUUGGGUAUUUAAUGAUAUGUGUAUGUCGCCAAUAGGCAUGCAUUUGUAGAAAACUAGUGUAAUAUUGAUGUAGACACAGCAGUCAUUUUUAUUAUGUAAAUUUUGGAAUUCUGAAUAAACUAAGAAAAAUGAGAGUUAAAUACUGGAGUAUUUUUAAAGGCUGUAUCAAACAUUACAUUGUUGUGAUAUAUAUUAAAUCUUUGGUGUGAA
Molecule: messenger RNA, 4499 nt
Organism: Hemicordylus capensis (graceful crag lizard)
Lineage: Eukaryota; Metazoa; Chordata; Lepidosauria; Squamata; Cordylidae
Gene: STXBP2
Product: syntaxin binding protein 2
Exons: 19
Coding region: 151-1923 (590 amino acids)
Biological process (GO): neurotransmitter secretion; intracellular protein transport; vesicle-mediated transport
Cellular component (GO): plasma membrane; secretory granule
Molecular function (GO): syntaxin-3 binding
Source: RefSeq, a predicted model, not a curated record